Molecule: messenger RNA, 552 nt
Organism: Serpula lacrymans var. lacrymans S7.9
Lineage: Eukaryota; Fungi; Basidiomycota; Agaricomycetes; Boletales; Serpulaceae
Exons: 2
Coding region: 1-552 (183 amino acids)
Source: RefSeq, a predicted model, not a curated record
AUGGUCCCUCACCGCUCCUGGUUUGAGCCAGGAACAUACCAUGUUCUGAACCCUCCAAGGACAAUCAGUUUUGGGGAUGAAUCCUCUGUUAAUACAAUUGGAAUUGAAACAGUGAUCCUGCAAAUAACUAUUGGCAAAAAAAACUAUAAUAUUGCACUGUCAAAUAUUUUACUUGUGCCAAACUUCACUUUAGCACUUAUCUCCCUCCACAAAUUGUCUAAAACAGGAUUAUCAACACUUUUUCCAGCAGGGUCCAAUGCUUGUGAAGUUUGUAAAAAGAAGGAACUCAUCCUCACUGCCCUACAUAAGCACGGACUUUAUCACACCCAAGCAAAACCCAAAAUAAACCUGGAGUCAGCUUUUACAGCAGUGGAUGACAUAGACACCCUUACCGGAACCCCGGAUUUCUGUGAACCUUGUGUUUUAGGAAAGAUGAAAAAAUUACCCUUCAAGUCCACUGGAGGAAACUGUGCCAAGCGCCCCAUACAAAUUGUGCACACAGAUGUUGGAGGACCAAUUAAAACAACCUCCAGGGAGGGUUUCCGAUACUAG